ACUACCUCUAUCCUCGAACAUGUUCUCGACCAUUACGGCGGCGCCGGCCAAGCAGUCGGUGAGCGAAACCAUUGCUGUCCUCAGCGGUCGUCUCAACACCGCGACCCUCCUCGAAGACCGCCGCGCCGCCAUCCUCGGUCUGCGCAGCUUCUCCAAGCAGUACCCGGCCUCAGUAGCCUCUGGCGCUCUACGAAGUCUCAUUGGGAGUCUGAGCAGGGAUGGCGAGGAUGUCGACACGGUCAAGGUCGUCCUCGAGACACUGCUGAUGCUCUUCAGCCCCAACGAAGACAGCCCCGAAGCUUCAGAGGAGAUUGCGCUCUGGCUCGCCGACGAGUUCACCCAGCGCCAGGAGAACAUCACGCUGCUGCUCGACCUGCUCGACACGACCGACUUUUACUCGCGCCUUUACUCGCUCCAGCUACUCUCCCACAUACACUUUGCCCGGACAGAGAGAACCGAAGAAUGCGUCCUCGUUGCGCCCCUGGGCAUCCCUAGGCUGGUUGCCGUGCUCGACGACAGGCGAGAAGCCGUCCGGGAUGCGGCCAUCAGUCUGCUGAUCGACCUCACCGCCGAAUCCGUGGAUAUCCAGAAGCUGGUGGCCUUCGAGAAGGGUUUCGAGCGCAUAUUCGAGAUUAUCACCAAUGAAGGAGGUCUCGUCGAGGGCGCAAGGGUGGUGGAGGAUUGCUUGAUCUUGUUGGCGAACCUGCUUCGUCUCAACGCGUCCAAUCAGUCCAAUGUCAGGGAAAUGGGAUUCAUCGCACGGCUUGCGCACCUAUUAAGAAGUGCCUACAAGGGCAGCACAGACGGGGAGGAAGUUGCGCAGUGGGCUGAGGAACAACGCAACAGGAACAUCUAUGCUUUGCUUGCGCUGAUACGUCUAUUUUUGGUCCCUGGCGCGGCCGGAACCCCUGCCAACCAGAUCGCAUUUUUGAACGAUCGUGUGCUGGAAAAUACUCUCCAGCUGGGAUUCACUUAUGGCGUUGACCUUCCCAUAAGGGCGGAAGCGCUCGCGGCUUGUGCAGACAUGAUACGUGGUAAUGCAAGGCUACAGGAGAGGUUCGCCGGACAGGAGGUUCCCUCUCCGCUUGCCAACCCAGCAAUGAACGGCCAAGGUCCUCACUCCAACGGGGUGCCAAAGGUUUACGUUAUUGACGGUCUACUUGACCUUAUCUUGGCCGUCAACUCGCUAAUGGAGUUUGACUUGCGCAUGGCAGCUUGCAACUGUCUCAAGGCCUACUUCAACAACCAUGAAGAGAUUCGCAAGCAUUUCCUCACUAGAGCUAUCCAAGGCCACAAGAUGCAGGCCGAUGAGCUUACCAACAUCUUCACAACGUUGCUUCAGCCUGUACCAGAACAGGUCACGGCAGAUCCGUAUAGGUACUGGUUCGCCGCUGUGCUCAUGCUUCAUCUGGUCCAUGAAAAUCCCACAACUAAGCACCUGGCCAUGGAGGUCACCGAGGGAGAUGAGGCCAGUGGCGAAGAAGUGGUUACAAGUAUCCAAACCGUUGCGUCGCAUCUUCUCAGAAGCGUGGCUAGGAACGAUGACCCUCGCGUCAUCAUUGGUUAUCUAAUGCUUCUCCUAUGCUGGCUAUUCGAGGACCUGGACGCGGUUAACGAUUUCCUAGGGGAGUUCACCAACCUCCAGGGGCUCAUCCAAGCGGCGGUGGAGAACCCCAACGGCGACAUCAUCGUGCAGGGCCUCAGCGCCAUGCUAAUUGGUGUCGUGUAUGAGUUUUCAACCAAAGACUCUCCCGUCCCACGCGCCAAGGUGCGCGAGAUGGUCAUGUCUCGCAUGGGCCGCGAUCGCUACGUGGACAAGCUAACCAGACUACGCUCCUACCCCUUGAUGAGGGACUAUGAGAUUCUACCCCAAAAACUCGACCUCAGUCUCGACCAGAAGCUCCCCGACGUGUACCUAGACGACACCUUUGUCGAAUUCUUCAAGGACAACUACAGCCGUAUCAUUCGGGCCAUCGACCGCGACCCCGGGCUCGAGAUCUCCGUCAUCACCAACGGUGUACAAAAGGGCAUCUCACGCGAGCUCGUCGACUCCCUGCGCGCCCAGCUUGAGGAGAAGGACCGAGCACUCGAGGACUUCGCCGCUGAGAAAGCCAGUCUGACCUCGCAGCUGGGGCAGGAACAAGCAGACCACCGACGCACCAAGGAACAAUCCGCGUCCGACGUGCACCGCGCCAACGAAGCCGUCGAGCACAUGCGCGUGCAGCUGGGCGCCAAAGACCACGCGAUCCAGAACAUCGAAGCGCUCGUCGCGACACUCAAGCAGAACCUGGCCAAAGAGCAAGCCGAGCAUCAGCGCUCGCGAGCAGAAGCAGCCAGACUCAAGACCGUCAACGACGGUCUCCAGCGUGCUCACGAGCAAGAGUUGAACAAACUCGCCAAGGAGUCCCGCACCAAGGAAUCCCAACUCCAACAUCAAAUCGAAACCGCCCGCCGCGAAGCCAAGAAUAAGGAAGAUGAGCUGACCAAGCAGGUUGAAACUGUCCGGAGAGAGCAAGCCGCCCAGCUUGAGUCUCUGCAGCGCGAGCACAGCCAGCAAAUCGAAACCGCCCGCAAAACAGCCGAGCAAGAAACUGAGCGUGCGGCGCGCCGGUUCGAGGCCGACAAAGCCGAUUUGAAGGCAACGAUAAGUCGGAUGGAGGUUGAUUUGAUGAAAGCGAACAAGGCCCGGACCGACGGCGAGAACAAGCUCAAGGACUUGGAGACCCGUCUGACCAAGACCGAUGAAGCUUUGAGCGCCGCGGAGAGGAAGCUCGCUGAGGCGGAGAAGACGGUUAAGAGCACUGGUGAAAGGGUAGAGGAGCUUGAACAGAGGCUGAAGGGGGUAAUAGAGGAGAGGGAGGAGGUGGAACGACUAUUGAAGGAGAAGGAGGAUGCGGUUGCGGAGGUGGAGAAGACCUUGAAAGAUAAGGAGGGGGAGAUGGCGAGCAUGAGGGAGAGGUUGGAGGGGAUGGAGAAAGAAAAAGAGGAGGCGAUUCAGAAGGCAGUGGAGGAAAUUAGGAAGGAAGUUGAAACUACCAAGAACAACGACAAGGCUGAGGCUGAUGCAACUACCGGUGCCGAAAAAGCGGCUGCUAUCGAGGCCGAAGCGGCGGCGAAGGCGGCAGCAGCAGCCAGCGAAAUCGAAACCCGUCUCCAGAAAGAAAAGGAAGACGAGUUGGCCCAGAUGCGGAAGCAACUCGAGAAAGAGAGGGAAGAAGCCGUUGCAAAGGCCGUAGCCGAGGCGGUGGCCAAGGCAGUCGAGGAGGCCAAGAAGGAGGCCACCAACCAAGUGAAGGAGGUAAAAGAGAAGCUGGAUGAAGAAAUCAAGAACGCACAGAGCGAGAGGGACGAUUUGCUGUUGCUGUUUGAUGAUUUGGAGGAAAAGAGGCAGAAAUAUAAGGAACAACUCAAGAAGCUUGGUGGUGAGGUUUCAGAAGACGAAGAGGAGGAGGAGGAUGAGGAUGGUGCUGAAGAUGAAGAUUGAAGAUGGGGAGGGGGUUAAUGAAUAGUACGAACAGGCUAGAAAAAAGCUGGUUCCCGGUAUAUAUAAUGCUUGCUAUCAAGGUCAUAGACAAGCUGGGCUUGCUUAGGGGCACCAGCAUCAUGACACAUGGACUUAUAAAAUGCACGGCAAUUAUUUGUAAUACGUGUCCCAUUCGUCGUCGUAGGUUCGAUAGCAAGUCCUGUCCCAGAUAAACCUCCCCUUACCAAUUCCCUGCAAAAACGCCAAACCAAAUCCUAUUCAUCAAGACGUCAUCAAGAAAGGAAAAUAAGCCACUGCAAAGUAUAAAGAGAAUGCAGUGUCUCCUAAGGCAGCCCAUGACCGCCUAAAGCCGUACUGCUCAAAGCUCUUGCACUCGACUUUGAUACUCGAGUAGGCGAGCAAGCGAGUUUAGAAAUCAUCACCACCACCAAAGUCCAUAUCACCAUCCUGACC
Messenger RNA from Neurospora tetrasperma FGSC 2508, 3937 nucleotides. RefSeq lists its product as uncharacterized. Gene Ontology annotation, biological process: intracellular protein transport; vesicle fusion with Golgi apparatus; transcytosis. The record is from RefSeq and is a predicted model, not a curated record. Gene Ontology annotation, cellular component: Golgi membrane; ER to Golgi transport vesicle membrane; endoplasmic reticulum. NCBI's taxonomy places the organism in Eukaryota, Fungi, Ascomycota, Sordariomycetes, Sordariales, Sordariaceae. The coding region runs from base 20 to 3484 and encodes 1154 amino acids. The transcript has 2 exons.